Stereum hirsutum FP-91666 SS1 is the source of this 2311-nucleotide messenger RNA. RefSeq lists its product as uncharacterized. The record is from RefSeq and is a predicted model, not a curated record. Gene Ontology annotation, molecular function: RNA polymerase II cis-regulatory region sequence-specific DNA binding; DNA-binding transcription factor activity, RNA polymerase II-specific. Gene Ontology annotation, cellular component: transcription regulator complex. Gene Ontology annotation, biological process: regulation of transcription by RNA polymerase II. Bases 19 to 1698 code for a protein of 559 amino acids. NCBI's taxonomy places the organism in Eukaryota, Fungi, Basidiomycota, Agaricomycetes, Russulales, Stereaceae. The transcript is spliced from 6 exons.
CGCCCAUCCACAGACACCAUGCCCUCCGCAUCGUCCUCCGAUAUGCACUCUGCUUCAGCUGACGGCGUCGACUACCCCCUCGCCCCCGACGAUAGAACGCGCGAUGCCGUCCAUACCAUCGUCAGCGGUCGCAAGAGUUGGAAAACUCUAAAAGGAAAAGGUGAAGCCGUAUGGCCUCCUUACCUCGAGGCCGCUCUCGUCGAAGCUCUCGACAGAUAUCGCCCAGAAACGUCGCGUUCGACCAGGUCCUUGAGCCGUUUCCCAAACCGGAACAGGUUCAUCUCGGACUAUAUCUUCCAUGUCACCGGCAAGCGUCGGACAGCGAAGCAGGUCGGGAGCCGACUCCAACAGCUCCGGGACACCUGCGGAGGGAAACGCAUCCUCAAACUCCUCUCGAAUCGGGACUUUUCCUCCAUCGAUGACUCCCUCGAGUCCUCCUCGCCCUCUCACGGCUCUCCAGACCACAUCGCGUCCUCGACAUUGAUUGCCAAUGGGUCCCUCCAACCCAUCAUCAAGCCCUCCCGCGCCCUCGUCCACAUCGACGUCCUCCCCGCCAACGCAUACUGGUGUCCCUCUCCCUCCUCCUCCCUCUCCGACGCUCUCUCCGGCGUCAUCGGCUCCGGCGGCAUCGUCACGCCCCCGCUCUCGCCCUCCUCUACCCACCACAACCGUCACAGCAGCAGUAACGGCGGGAAUCCAGCCUCCGGCGCCGUGAGCGUGUUCAAGUCCUCCAAGGCAAGGCCAUUGCGGGCGAUCGACCCGACGGUGACGUUCACGAGCACGACGCUCAUGGAUACCCGGAGCUCGUGCUCGGUGUAUUUUAAUGGGAAUUGUAUACAUACGGAGAGCACGGAGAUGCAUUGUUCGUCGUUGCAGGAGAAUGUGACGUCGUCGUAUAUGUACCGAGCGAGCCUCGUGCCGCAGUUCUGGGUACGGCUUUGUGAUUCGAAUGAACCGGGCAGAUACUCCAUCGUCCAAGAAAUCAUCCAAGCCUCCACCGGCUCCUCACCCACCUCCGAACACGUCCUCCUCACCGUCGUCUACCAGCUCACCGAACCCAUCACCACCACCACCACCGCCUCCUCCUCUUCCUCUCCCUCAUACGCAUACGGAGAUGGAGGAGAUUGCACCUCCCCCGCUCCGUCCUCGCGCUCGUCGAAUUCAGGCUCUGGAGGGUCAAGAUCGAGUUCGGGAUCGGGAUCGGGAUCGGGGAUGAUGAGCCCUGUUGAUAUGUUGGGACGGAAUACGACGUUUGAGCUGUUGCCGUGUAAUACAUCCUCAUUCAUGAACGCCGUGAACGACCUCCCAAUCACCCCCGUCAGCGCCACAUUCAGCGAUCACCCCGGUUCUGGCCCCCACCCGAACUCGCACUCGCACUCUCACCCGCAUCCGGCGCAUCACCUCUCGACGUCUGGGCCAGGUUUUUCUCGCUCGCAUUCGCAUUCGGGGCCGCUCGGGCAUUCGCACUCGCAUUCAGGAUCACUCGGGCACUCGCAUUCGGGAUCACUCGCGCACUCGUUGCCCAGUGGCGGACUUGCUACGCUGGGAGACGACGCGUAUUUCCCUUCGUUCGAUGAUAUGUCGAGUUUCGGAACUAUUUCGUCGGAUUAUACGACCUUUGGGGGCGGCCUUGGGGUUGGUGGUGGGAUCGGGCAGUGGGGUGGGGGUGGGUAUUCGCCUGCUUCGUCGUUUGAGUGAGUUUGAGUCGAGUCGGGUGGGUGGGGGGAUGGAAGGAAGGAAGUUGUGGUUUGCUAUAUGUGUUUAUCUUUCGUCGUCGUUGUUGUUGUUGUUGUCGUUGUCGUGCUCGCCAAUUUGCAUUUAUAUUAUGGACUGUAUGGACUCUCUCUGCUUGCUCUCCCUGAUUGUAUCGUUACCUAUGCUAUCCUAUGUCCUCCUAUGUCUUCUGUCCUCUGUCUCCCUACAAGCCCCCCUGCUCUGCCUGUCUGCCUGCCCCGUCUGCUCGUACCCACCCAUCGAUGUGUCUCUACUUUUAUCCUAGUAUACCUAUACCUAUACGAUAGUUCGUUUUGUUUGUUCGCUUGUUCGUUUGCUUGUUUGCUUGUUUGCUUGAUCUUCCUUCUUGGCUCCGUUUCUCGUCGCCUGACAAAAGCUUGUUGUCGUUUCGUUUUUGCUUGCUUAGGUUUCUGGUUUUGUUUGCACUUGCACGUUUUUGGUUUCGCCUUCGUUCUCCUCUGGGAGCUCUUAGCUGCCUCGUUAGCCCGUGUUGCUUACUCCACGCUCAAUCACAAUCGCAUUUCCUUUCUCAGUUUCUCGUUCUGUAUAUCCCCCCUCGCUCAAAUUUCGUUCCCAG